AUGACAUCCGAAGUCAACUACACCGUCUUCCGAGAAUGUCUCUCGAGUGCCAUUGUCGCCCGAUCUGAACAGAAGCCGAAAUCCUCCAAGCGGCGGGUAAAGGCGAAGCGAAACGGACGCAAAGACGAGACCAGUACGGAGAUGGUGAUCACUCACGAACGAGCUGACCCGGAAGAGCUGGCAGAAUUCAUUGAUUUCAUCGCCAGCGAAACCUUCACUACCUUCCCAGAGGACCUGAAAACUCUCUCUUACGCCGCAAUCCAAUACGACACCUCUCUCCAAGCUCUAUAUGUCCCAGAAGACCGAGACACGCCGUUAAACCGCAAUAUCCUUGACAAAAUCUGCUCACCAGUCCCGGUCGAGGUAACAGAUACACUCUCCGUAUACGGUCUAAUCCCCGAUGGAAAUGAUCUACCCGAGUUCCUUUCCCCGGUGUUGAGCGAGUACAUUGCGAGCGUUACGACCGGACCGCCGGCCUGGUCGAAUACACGGACGGAUGCAUGCGAGAUCUGCGAGCGCGACUGGAUCCCAUUGUCGUAUCAUCACCUGAUUCCGCGGGGAGUGCAUGCGAAGGUGGUGAAGAGGGGCUGGCAUGAUGAAUGGGUAUUGAAUAGUGUUGCGUGGCUUUGUCGGGCUUGUCAUAGCUUUGUACAUCGCAUGGCGACUAAUGAGGAGCUCGCGAGGGAAUGGUUCACUGUAGAGAGAAUUAUGGAGAGGGAAGAUGUACAAGAUUGGGCGAAGUGGGUUGGUAGAGUUAGAUGGAAGGCGAAAUAG
This is a messenger RNA of Penicillium argentinense, 774 nucleotides long. Its product is annotated as HNH endonuclease. NCBI's taxonomy places the organism in Eukaryota, Fungi, Ascomycota, Eurotiomycetes, Eurotiales, Aspergillaceae. The transcript is spliced from 2 exons. The coding region runs from base 1 to 774 and encodes 257 amino acids. The record is from RefSeq and is a predicted model, not a curated record.